GGAAUAUACAUUGCUUUUUAUUUCUUUUUUUGCUAUAAGUCUUGAACAAUAUAUAUAGCAAAAAAAUGAUUGAAUAUUUGGUAUUAAGAUAUAAUGAUUAAGGUUAAGAGCGUUUAUUAAUUUAAAGGACAAAAAAGUCGUUGUCUACUUUAUAAAUACUCAUCAACCAUCCCACCUCCCCAUUCCAUUUUCUGCAAUCUUUCCUGUUCAGAUUUGUGGGAAACCCUCAAAAAGCAGAGAGAGAUCAAAAAGGUGUAUCCAUGUCUUUUCCCAAUGAGUCAGGUGAGAUGUCUCCACAGAGAAAAUUGGGUAGGGGAAAGAUCGAAAUCAAACGGAUCGAAAACACGACAAAUCGACAAGUGACAUUUUGCAAACGCCGCAACGGUUUGCUGAAGAAGGCUUAUGAGUUGUCUGUACUUUGUGAUGCUGAGGUUGCGCUUAUCGUCUUCUCGAGCCGCGGUCGCCUCUAUGAGUAUGCCAACAAUAGUGUGAAAGGAACCAUAGAUAGGUACAAAAAGGCAUGCCUGGAUCCACCAAGCAGUGGCUCUGUUGCAGAAGCAAAUGCUCAGUUUUACCAACAAGAAGCUGCAAAACUCCGUCAGCAAAUCGCCAACCUUCAGAACCAAAACAGGAACAUCAUGGGUGAAUCACUAGGAAACAUGCCAGCAAAAGAUCUCAAGAAUCUUGAAGGCAAGUUAGAGAAAGGCAUUAGCAGGAUCAGAUCAAAAAAGAAUGAACUUCUGUUUGCUGAAAUCGAGUAUAUGCAAAAGCGAGAAAAUGAGUUGCAUAACAAUAAUCAGUUCCUCCGAGCAAAGAUUGCUGAAAAUGAAAGAUCCCAGCAGCAACACAUGAGCUUGAUGCCUGGAAGUUCUGAUUAUGAUCUUGUACCACCUCAUCAACCAUUUGAUGGUCGAAACUACCUUCAAGUCAACGAUCUUCAACCGAAUAACAGUUACUCUUGCCAAGAUCAAACCCCUCUCCAGUUGGUGUAAUUCAUGAUGGGCAUAAAGGAUUUGAGGUUUCUACUUGCUAUAACAUCUUCAUGGUGAUUAAUAUGGUUUUAUGGUUUGUUACAACCUUAUUCUAAGUAUCUAGUUUGACUUUUGUGUUCUUGUUUUAUUUGCCAUGGGUGCCAACAAUGUGUAUUUUAUGAAACAACUUGUUUUUCCUCGGGUUAUCUUCUUUGUAUUAUAUGCUCAA
Messenger RNA from Helianthus annuus (common sunflower), 1200 nucleotides. Its product is annotated as floral homeotic protein AGAMOUS. The record is from RefSeq and is a predicted model, not a curated record. Lineage: Eukaryota; Viridiplantae; Streptophyta; Magnoliopsida; Asterales; Asteraceae. Bases 261 to 992 code for a protein of 243 amino acids. Gene Ontology annotation, molecular function: RNA polymerase II cis-regulatory region sequence-specific DNA binding; protein dimerization activity; DNA-binding transcription factor activity, RNA polymerase II-specific. Gene Ontology annotation, biological process: positive regulation of transcription by RNA polymerase II. Gene Ontology annotation, cellular component: nucleus. The transcript has 9 exons.